AUGCUUGCUCGCAGUGCUCGAAGCACGGCUAUCGCUCUUCGUCGACAUGCUCGUUUAGCGUCCUCAACACCACCACCAGCGCAGCAACAGCAACCAGCGGAACCCGCCCCAGGACCCUCUACCACACAUCCGCGAGAAAAGUCAUGGCUCACCAAGAAAGUGGAGGCGUCGCCUGCACUCAAAAGGGUGUUUCUGAAAGCCGCAAACGUGAUGGGGUACGGUAGCCCUAAGCAAGUCGCGGGAAGACGCGCUUUCGCGAUGUACGAGCAACUGUGCAUCGUCAGGCCCGACGAGGACAGGGCGUUUUGGCAGGAAGAAUGUCACCUACCACCGACGUUCCAGUCCUGGUUCACCGUCGUGAAUCUCCACGUCUGGUUGCUCACUGUCCGCCUGCGCGCUCUACCGCCACCACACGGCAUGAACCACAUCCAAGCCCUUAUUGACCACUUCUUCCUCGACGUCGAAGACCGCGUGCGCGCGAUCCUCCAGCCCGCCACGCCCGACUCCGCCGCCACGCCCGCGUCCCGGCCGAAGGGGCGCGCGCCCGAGCGGCUCGUCGGGCAGCAGAUGAAAAUAUUCAAGGAGCAGUGGGCGGGCAUGGGCAUGUCCUUCGACGUCUCCCUCCUCCGUGGCGACGCGGACAUGGCCGCGGUAGCGUGGCGGAACAUCCUGGGCGGACGUGGGGCGCGCGGCAUCGUCUACCCGACCGACGGGCAGGACCCCUCGAAGCCGUACUUCCGGCGUUCCGUCAAUCUCAUCGGAGGGGAGGUGGAGAAGGUGAAGAAGCUUGACGAGCGGGGCUUGGAGGUGGAGGAGGCGCGGGAUGACGGGUCGGGUGUGCACGACUACGCGCCGAACGAGGCGGACAAGUACGUCGCGUAUCCGGAGCUCAUGGCAGCCCUCGUCGCGUACCUUCGCCGGGAGCUGGUCCGCCUACAGGAGAUCCCGGAUGAGGAGAUCAUCGGUCCUGGAGUCGCCGGGAAGGAGACAUCAAAAGUGUCUACGAAUACAAUCGAUUAA
Messenger RNA from Fomitopsis serialis, 1020 nucleotides. RefSeq lists its product as uncharacterized. Gene Ontology annotation, biological process: mitochondrial respiratory chain complex III assembly. Lineage: Eukaryota; Fungi; Basidiomycota; Agaricomycetes; Polyporales; Fomitopsidaceae. Gene Ontology annotation, cellular component: mitochondrion. The record is from RefSeq and is a predicted model, not a curated record. Bases 1 to 1020 code for a protein of 339 amino acids. The transcript is spliced from 4 exons.